AUGACAGCAAAGAAAGCAGCAAAAGAAGCAUUAUUAAAAGGAGUAAAGAGUACACACGUCUCUUUUGACGAUGAAGGAAACGAACAAAAAGUAGAAACUGUUACUAAAGGAGAGAAAAAGAGAAGAAGUGAAGAACAAGUCUCAGAAAAGAAGACAAAGAAAGUUAAAAAGCUCAAAACGAAAAAGCCAGAAGAAACAAAAACGGACAGUAAACAAAAAGAAGCGUUUGAGUACCUUCGAUUGUUUGUAAAUGACAGAAAGAAUUGGAAAUUCAAAAAGGUGUUACAAACAUGGAUUCUUCAAAGUUUAUACAAGAUGCCUAAAAGUGAAUUUGAUAAUGCAUUGGAAUAUUUAAAAGAUUUGCAAGGCGCCUCACGUGAGAAAACAAAGAAAGAGGCACAAGACAGAAUACCAAAGAAUUCUAUUGGAAAUAAUUUGACAGGAUAUACUAAUGUCAGUAAUGAUGACUUUGAUGAUUUUGACGCAGAAAAGUUAUUAGCACAAGUAUCAGUGACACAGUCAAGCACUAAGCAAGACGAAUCAGAGGAAGUUAGACGUGCAAGAUUAAUUGUAGAUACGCUUUUAUAA
Molecule: messenger RNA, 588 nt
Organism: Rhizopus microsporus ATCC 52813
Lineage: Eukaryota; Fungi; Mucoromycota; Mucoromycetes; Mucorales; Rhizopodaceae
Exons: 2
Coding region: 1-588 (195 amino acids)
Source: RefSeq, a predicted model, not a curated record